Sinocyclocheilus anshuiensis is the source of this 1634-nucleotide messenger RNA. Its product is annotated as pyruvate dehydrogenase (acetyl-transferring) kinase isozyme 3, mitochondrial-like. Lineage: Eukaryota; Metazoa; Chordata; Actinopteri; Cypriniformes; Cyprinidae. Gene Ontology annotation, cellular component: mitochondrion. The transcript has 11 exons. Gene Ontology annotation, molecular function: pyruvate dehydrogenase (acetyl-transferring) kinase activity. The record is from RefSeq and is a predicted model, not a curated record. Gene Ontology annotation, biological process: protein phosphorylation; regulation of glucose metabolic process. Bases 160 to 1380 code for a protein of 406 amino acids.
AUUCUGCGUGAUAACAAGCGCCACAACAACGCUGUCGCUAUAGAAACGAAAUGGAUCGUAAAGUGCUGAAUGAGUGAAAUACGACUUUCAGUCCACAUCAGGUCGGGAGUGAGCGCUGUACUCGAGCUGUAUGGUAGUUGAUAGACUUGUUUUAUAAUCAUGAAACUGUUUAACUACUUACUGAAAGAUGUCAGGCAAAAAAUCGAAUAUUAUUCAAGGUUCUCGCCAUCACCGAUGUCAAUCAAGCAAUUUCUGGAUUUUGGCAGGGAAAAUGCAUGUGAAAAAACCUCCUACAUGUUUCUGCGGAAAGAACUGGCAGUGAGGUUGGCCAAUACGAUGAGGGAAGUCACCUUGUUGCCCGCCAAUCUUCAGAGCCAGCCAUCCGUCAAACUGGUGGAGUCCUGGUACAGCCACAGUUUUGAAGAGCUGUUAGAGUACGAGACAAGAAGUCCAGAAGAUCCCCACACCCUUAAUGACUUCCUAGAGAUCCUGAUUAAGAUUCGGAACAGACACAAUGACGUGGUGCCCACUAUGGCCCAGGGUGUCAUCGAAUACAAAGAGAAGUUUGGUUUUGACCCCUUCAUCAGCAGCAAUGUGCAGUACUUCCUUGACCGCUUCUACACCAACCGUAUUUCUUUCCGCAUGCUCAUCAACCAGCACACUCUUCUGUUUGGUGACGCCGCUUGUCUUGCGCAACCAAAACACAUCGGAAGCAUCGACCCAGCCUGCAACGUGGCUGAGGUGGUGACAGAUGCAUAUGAGACAGCAAAGAUGCUCUGUGAGCAGUACUACAUGACAGCACCUGAACUGAAGAUCGGGGAAUUCAACUCCAAAGCUCCAAAGAAGCCUAUACAGGUGGUCUAUGUGCCCUCUCAUCUUUUCCAAAUGCUGUUUGAGCUCUUCAAGAAUUCCAUGCGGGCAACAGUGGAGCUCUAUGAAAACAGCAGUGAGGUUCUUCCUCCAGUGAAAGUAAUGGUUACUCUGGGAAAAGAGGAUCUCUCAGUAAAGAUUAGUGACAAAGGUGGAGGUGUCCCCUUAAGAAAGAUUGAUCGUCUUUUCAAUUACAUGUAUUCCACUGCACCAACACCACGUCUGGAUCCCUCACAAACUGCUGUCCCACUGGCUGGUUUUGGCUAUGGACUGCCAAUCUCUAGACUCUAUGCACGCUACUUUCAGGGAGACUUGAACCUGUACUCAAUUGAAGGGUUUGGGACAGAUGCAGUAAUUCAUCUUAAGGCUCUUUCUAGUGAGUCUUUUGAACGUCUUCCAGUCUUCAAUAAGUCAGCAUGGCGACAUUACCAGACAGGUCCUGAGGCUGAUGACUGGAGUAACCCGAGUAGUGACCCACGAGAUGCAUCCACGUAUAAAGCCAACAGAUGACUUUAUUGUAUCUGCUACAGUAAUAGUGAUGGAAUUACAGCAGCCAAGCUUAAACAGAACACUGCCACAUAAGGAAACUUGAUAUUUUGCCUUUAUAGGACUUGCUUACUGCCAUUUCUAAAGGUCUGAAAAUAAUAGCUUUACAAUAGUGAGAGUGUGGAGGAUGUUAUGUGGAGAAUAUAGCAAGAAACAACUGAAAACGCAUCUCUUCUGUGAGUAUCUAACUGCCUCCAAUAAUAAUACAAAUUAAAAUU